UAAUUACUCAGCCGACAUUUCAGUUUUUCCCUCCUCCUUUUUAUUUUUUACAUUUGUCCCCCAUCUCUCUCCUCCCACCUUGCUCCUUCCAGGCAUUUUUCCUCUGGGGAUGAUGGGAGAUGCAGCUGGAUAUAACUCCCCACUCAUCAUCACACACACACACGCAGAUGCACACACACUCUCGCUCUCCUCUCUCUCUCCGUCUAUCUGGCACUGAGCAGAAGUAAACAGAGGAGGAGAUCUCAUUUGGUUCCUGAACUGUUGCAGCGCUCAGUGCAGCCACCACACACUCACUUAAUUUCUCUCACACACACACUCCCUCACACACACACACGCACACACACACACACACACUCGCAGACAUGCACACACAUGAACACACACAGCACACAAAGGGAUAUUGGCAGCAGGAGAUCCUGACAGUCCAGGACCGGACUCACACCUGCCAGCUCUGACUGAGCAGCUUUUACUGAAGAAGAAGAAGAAAAAGAAGAGGGGGAAAAAAUACAAAAAGGGUAAAGAGAGUGAAGAGGGUAAGAGGAGGUGGGUUCGUGGUUUGUUGAAUCCACCAGAUCGAGUCCACAGCUGACGAUGGAGAACACAUGAGGAGGAGUGACAACUGCGGGGACACUCGGUGGGAAAAAUUCUGCUGGGUAAAGUUUGUGGAUAUUUCUAAAGGGAUUUUUAUUUGUUUUUGUCCUUGAACUUUGGAGAGAAAUUGCAGAAGAUCGACUGCGUGCAGACAGCAAAAAAAAACAGGGAAAAGCCUGCAGGUGGGACAUUGGAUUAAAGGGCUCUCCAGAAGCAUGGCGACCACCAACCCUUCCUCCUGCCAUCUUCUCCUCUUCUUCCUCCUCUCCUUCCUGACUUUCCAGCCAGCCCUCACUCAGGAACCAUCCGUCACCACGGUGGCAGUAACCGAGGGCGACCCAUUUAUCGCCCCCACCACGCUGGCCAACCAGACGACCGGCAGCUAUGUGGAGACCACUCAGAACACUCCUCCAGAGACGGGGCUCUCAACGCCCACCAGCGGUGGAGAUGCCGACGACGAGGACGUCCCUCCGGUUGGCGGGACGCGUUGCCAGGGUUACUACGAUGUAAUGGGCCAAUGGGACCCACCGUUCAACUGCAACGCCGGCGUCUUUCUGUACUGCUGCGGUACCUGCUUCUACCGCUUCUGCUGCCAGUUCCGUCAGCAGCGACUGGACCAGAACAUCUGCUCCAACUACGAUAGCCCCAUCUGGGCCAACACCGGCAAGCCAGUGGCCACCAUCACCGAGGGCCAGGGGGACCAGGACCGGGACCGAACACACCUCAUCGUCUACAUCAUCUGUGGCGUGGUGGCCAUCAUGGUGCUGGUGGGCAUCUUCACCAAACUGGGCCUGGAGAAGAGCCGCGGAGGAAGUGGAGGAGGGACAGGGGCUGCUCAGGCUGACCUCAACUCCAGGACUCUUACAGACCUGCUGAAGCAGCAGGGGGGUGAGGUGAGCUCAGUGGAAAGUGCUACGGCCUGUUCGCCCAGCGGAGGAAGAGCCAAUGGCGUCUCAGCCAGGAUGCUACGUAGCAGGAGUGAACAGUACCAUCUGAAUAACUCAGCUUACGGGCCAUUUGGACAAGGGCUUCCACACCCACACAGCAACCACAGCAUAGUGGGACUGAACAAAUAUACCUCCCUCAAAGCUGUGGCGGACAGUGCGUCUCGUAGCUACUACAAGAGCUUCCCACUCAUGGACUUCUCCCAUUACCAGCCUGUAGCGCCUCCUGCCUUCCAGCCCAUACAUCCCAAAGAGAAGUCGUACAUCCACCAGCCCCUGCCAGCACACCACGACAUCCACGCCCCCCUCACUAUCUCCAUCUCCUCCAGUCACCUCGAGCACUCGCGUCUCCCCAAGACCACCACCCACCCGUUGCUCUCCAGCUCAGCCUUCAAAGCAUGGGAACCGACUGGCCGCCAUGUCCACCGGCAGACCUCGGCACCGGGACACACGUCCUCUUCUAUGCACAGCUCUGCCCGGAGACACGCCUACUCAGCCCGGAGGCAGCAGAGCAUAGAGAACAUGCCAGAUCUCUUUAAUCAGCCCUACGGAGGGAUGUACGGGGGAGUAGGGCAGGGACAGCAUAUGCAGGUACAACAUGCAGCUCAACCCUAUUACCACCACACCAGACAGAAGAGCUACUCUACGCACAGUACGACUGAGGUGACUGUCUGAGCGUCACGCCUCAGAGAGCAGCCUGCCACUAUCCUAAACACAACAACGAAAAGCUUUGGUGUUAACCACUUGCCAGAGUUUGGGACAGCUCGCCCAAUAUGUGAGGGAUUAAACGAGGAGACUCAUUCAGAUGAAAGGGGGUGUUUUCAUAAGUGGAAACAGUGAGAUUCAGGAGCAGAACCACCUCUUCUACAGCUAGUAAAGGUUAUUGUUAGUCUGCAGGAAAAGGUCUCAUACAUAAAGUCUUUAGACUCUUCCAAAAGGAUAUCUUACAACCACUCUCAGGCUCCUACAGGUUGCACAGUCUUCACAGAUUCCCAACCUCUACAGUUUUGCCAUUGCUGUGUGGUUUUACAGGCUUUAUAUUACUUUACACCAACUCUUACAGCAGGGAGCUUCAUUUCGUCUCUGAUCACGUUUUACAUGUUGGCAGGAAUAAACAGUGAGUUUGUGUUAGCCUAGUAAUUCUGGAUAAGAGUAGAUACGGCAGAUGAUCAGUGCAUUGUGGCUGUAAAGUCACAACCAGUCUCAUGGGCAGGUUGGGUUGUUAAAAACAUUACACAGUGAGCCUGAGACUGACAAAAACUGGAGCCAGCUGGCCCUACUUUCUAACACUGUCGGUCCAAAGAGACGUUCAGUGUAAGCAUGCAGCUAUUUUGAUGUAAAUGUAGUUUGUAGCCUUUUCUGUGGUUCACCUACAGGAGUUACACCUCAGGAACCUUUCACUUAAAUUUCGUGGAACACUAGAAAUCUUUCAUAUUUAGUGGGACCCAUGUCCUUCUACACCAAUCCACUGCUCCCUCUAGUUUAAAAGUAUAGCUCAACAUUUAGGGAGAUGUGAUCGUUCUUUUUUGCUGUAAGUUGGAUGAGGAGAUUGACACCGCUCUCAUAUCUGCUCGUUAAAUAUGAAGCAUCCAAAAACAGUAAAUUAGCCUAGCAGUACUAACAAAAGGCAGUUUUUCAGAAACAUUUAUGGGAACGGCCCUCUAAUCAGCCCUUUUCAGCUUUCUGGUUCCAUUGCAGUGUAGGAUGCAUUUGACUCAUAAGGCGGCAGUAUAAUUUUGUGACAUCUUUAACUGUGGUGCCAAUUCCUGAGUGCACCAACAAAUAGUAGUCACAAGAUGUAGCUCCAAUUAUAUGAGCACCGAAUAAAACAAUGGAAACAGUCGGAAUGGUUCCUGCUCAUUGUGUUAGCCCGAAUGGCAAAUUUUACAUCGUUGAUGAUGAUGUUAAAGAGGAGAAGACUGCUACUGGAAGAGGAGGCAGAAAGGAGUUCAACCAGCCACCUCAGCUCAGCAGUUUCUUUUAGAGUGACUCAUCAGUACCCAUAUUUGAGAAAGUAAUUUUUCUUCCCCUGAAAGAGGUCCAACAGUGGUGGUUUGGUGGCAAAUAUACACACAAAGGCACAGGCCUUCAGUUGACAACAGCCAGCCGUCUUGUCAUGAUGAUAAUUUUUACAUCUCAGUUUUGUAUGGAUUAAAUAAAUCAGAUAUUACUUGUUGAUUGUUGAGCUUUAAAGGACUUGGUUGAUGGAUUUUGUUCCCUUUGACCUAAGCUAAGCUAGCUGUUUCUCAAGUUUUGUCUUUUGCUUAGUCAUCCUGCUACUAGCAAUAGCUUUGUACUUUGAGUGUCAUCAGUCUUCUCAUCUGUCUGUUUGAAAUAUUGUCACUGUAACAAGGACAUGCACACUAUCAAGCUAAUUAUUGUAGAAAGUUAACAGAAAUGGAAAAGUUAAUAUAUUACCAUGAUAAAUACUGGACUACUGAUUUGAUCAUGACUGGAUUUUUGGCACAAACAUGAAAUCAAAAUACUUUCAUUAAAAGACUUUGCAGUUGUGGUUUAGAAGUUUCACAACUCCAGUGGAUCUGAAAUUUGGCAGACAAAAUCUGAGUAUAAGGUCAAAAGUUAUUGUUUUUUAGUUGGUAAAUGACUUGUCUGAGGACAAUGUGUAGUAUCAGGGCAAUACAAAUACAAAUUAGGCUACUUAAGCUUAAACACUGUAUUAUAGUUUCUGCAUAUGCUCUGAUUCACGUCGGAGGAACUGUGACAUCGGCCCAAGUCUGUGGAUAGCUCUGCAGCCCAAAAUCUGUGUUCACGGUUACACUUGCAAGGACAGUAGUUCAUAUGCCCUGUAGCAGUAUGUAUACAUGGAGUAUGUAGAUAUGAAUUGUACAGAACAGAGUCCUUCAAGCAGACUGCAAAGUAGUAAAACAACAACUACAUAUCCACAGCUGUUCAUGUCAGUAUCUGCGCAGGAGUAUAAUACAAUAUGGCGUGUAGGGUGAUAAUCCAGUUAGAGCUAACUAACUGAUGAUAUCAGAAUAUGAGAUGUUUAUUUUUAAAGUUCAUUUAGAUACAUUGGACAUUUCCCAUUGUAAUCUGUAUAUCACAUACCAUUUAUUACUCAUAAACCAGUAAUAGUUCAGGUCAUCUCAAGGCCCCAGAAGCCUUUUUGUGCAUUACUUCGUCAAGUUCCCUCCUGUUCUUCUUGUAAAAACACCUCUACUACAUUGCAUCUCUCAGUCUACCUCCAUGCACAGCUGUUCUCUCCUCGUUCUUUUCUCUCCCACCAGUUUUUCACAAUGAAGCGCUUUGCAUUCUUUGCCAUCAGGCCAAGCAUACAGGGACAGCAUCCCUGGGGUCACAUUAACUCCAUGGUGAGGACAAUGCCACCAUCACGUCAGCUCCCAUCAGCCUCCAUCCCGACCAGAGAGAGGCAGAGGGGGGGACAAAGAGGGACAGAGAGCCAGAGGCUGGGACUCUUUAGAAAAGGAGAGAAAGGGAGGAGAGAGAAGAGAAAAAUAGAAAAAACAAACAUACAUGCUGUGUGUUUUCCUUCCUUGAGGGAAGAAAGGGGAGGGAGUCAGUGUGAAUCUGGGUCUCACAGUAUUGAACUGUCUGGGUCAUAAUAACUUAGAGUAUGUGGAUGCCUGUAUGCAAUUUCUAACCCACAGGCCACAUUGCAGGGGAAUUCACUGAGGCAUUUCUAGGCCUGCAGCAUUCAACAUUUCUCAUUUCAUCUCUGAAGCCUGGACAACAGAGGACACUGUGCAGAGCUGUUAGGAGCAGCAACAGUUGAUGCCUCCACUGAACUUGUUGGUUUAUGGAUGAAACACCCUCAGGAACUGCACAAUGAAGUGAACUGUUAACAGUGGGUGCACAUUUGUCUGGAAGUGCUUCCAUAAGGUUCUGUUAUAAUGCUUGUACUGAAAAAGUUGAUGGGAAGUUAUGUUUCGUAUUCUGUUAAGUAUGAAGUGCUUUUGUAGCAACUGAAUUAAGUGUCAAGUUAAAAGAUCAGUGUAAGUCAAACUGAGCCUAAAGGACACAUGUUGUAAUAGACAAAUCACACAUAAGGACCGAACGAACACCAAACGCAGAUAAACAGGCUGUCUCUUUGUCUCCAACAACACCAAAAAUCAAAAAUUUAAUUCUGGUGUCUCGUUUAGAUUUGUUUCCACUCACAUUGACAGAUGAUGUAACUUUCCCAGCAGCAAGUUUUCCUCUCCAGAAAAGGUUAGCCGACACUAACAACUGGUCAGCUCUACUAUUUUACAGCCUCCCUCUCUCAUAUAUAAACAGUGUUGUAAGCUUAAACUUUAGCAUUCCAUGCUGUUGUCCAAAAUGGGUCUGAAAUCUUAAAUGCCCUGCUCUCCUGUGAGACAACAGCUGAAGUAUGAGCUCUAGGUUAGGAUCAUUUUAUAUCUUUAAUAUGCAGCAGUACAUUAUCUAAAAACAUGAGAACAUUGUAAAGUCAGCAUUCUCCUGGAAGCAGGAUGUGUUACCAAGUAAAUCUGGAAAUGUGGUCACUACACCUCUGUAAAUCUGCAGAAACAAGAAGCAAUCGACCAAACACCUGUCAACAUCUUGCUAAAUUGGUUAAUUUGUUAUUUAUACUUCCAGAAGAUACAGAGUUACAUUCAUACAGAGCCAUGUUUGGCCACCAAAAGAAUUGAAGUUCAUAAUUCACAUUCUCCUUUUACCCGUCUUGUUCCUAAAGGAAAUAUCUGAUUCUUUAGCUACUAAAUACUCCACUAUGUUCCCAGGAUAGUCUGUUUGAUGCUACACUGUGAAUUUUUGGAGCUUUCCACUAAAGCCAGCUGCCUUUUAUAACCAACUGAAAGGCAUUAAAAUGUUCCUUGAGCAUUGUGAUUUCAUCAUUGCAAACAUGUCUGAUGUUACACUAGCCCUUUGUUCAAUUUUGAUUAUAAGAAAUAUUGAUUAUAGCAGUAGUAGAAUGAAAAGAAAUUCUGAUUCCUUCAUAAAGGCAUCACUGCAGCAGCUUUAGUGCUUUUAUGUAAUAGUUUUAAGCACCUAAUAAAGAUUAAUGCUUUGAUUUCACACAUGAGCCAGUGAUGUCAAGAUCUAAAAAAACAGCUACAUUAGGAAAAUAAACUCUUUACGUAACCCUGACUAGCACAAAUAUAAUCUUAAAAUACCUGCUUUUGCACUUUCACUUUCCUAUUCCCAAAAUCUCAAACUUUUCAUUGUUUCUAACUACAGAAGCAAUUGUACGGUUUUAUUCAAACCAGAUAUAAAAUACAACACAACUACAAGCAAGUUUGGUUCAAACUAAGUGAAUGUGACCUUUCCACAGAGGGAGACUUGUCACUCAGAUACCUAUAAUAGGACUCACACAUAAAUGCUUCAGACUUUUACAGUGCUUUCAUUGCUUCUACAUUGCUAAACUGAAUUGUGGGUCAAUUGUUUUGCUUGUAGUGGAAAGUUGACGAAAAUUCAACAUUUAGUUUCACGGGGCAAUGCAGGAUCCAGCCAAUCAAAUCAAAUUUAAGCUAUGACAAUCACACCAGCAAAGAAAUCCCCCAAAUGUCACACCCACGACAAAGCAUUAAAGCAACACAACAGAGUCCAGAGUCCUACUAAAUGAUAUGUGUCUGCGGGGGCGUUUUCGGGAAUAAGAAGAAGCUGUGUCAGGAUAGAAGAUUGACAGUUGUUCUUUAACAGAAAGCCAAUGGGUUAUAACUUCCAUGUAGACACUGGCAGCAUCUGAUUGGACAAACACUGUCACACCUGGACUGUCUGCCCACAGAUUUCAAACUAACAUGGUGGCUCAUUUGGACACUUUCUCUAAUAUUACAGAAAUACUUCAACAGUAAGUGUUUGUGACAACAUUUGACAUGAGAAGCAAACCAUGAGGUUGCUAUUUUUGUCUUCACUUUUGGUCAACAAUGAUUAGUUUGAAAGUUUUUCAGGAGUUUCCAGAGACAUGAAGUCACACUGGACACAACUGAUUUGCAUAAAGUAGCCAAGACCUCAACUUUAUGCAAAUACAGAACAAUCAAUGUGACACCUCAUCUCUCAAAAUACACUGACAGUCAUUAAAAACUUUGAGAGCAUUUUUUUCAACAUAAUUUUUAUUUUGAAGCCCGAAACUGGAUUUUCUUCAUAUGAAUCAUUUGUUUAGCAUAUUGGCAUACAGAAACAAAAACCUAAAGUUUCAAGAAUGAUUUCAAAAUAAAGAAUUUCACAAAAGAAAACAGCACCUGCCAAACACAAAGUCACAACAGUCAAUACCGAGUAUGGCCUCCAUUUGCUUCGAUGCAGGCAGCAAUCCGUCGGCGCAUGCUUUGGACCAGGCUUCUGAUUGUGGGUUGGGAACAGCCCAUACGCCUGGCUACAUCACUGUAGCUCAAACCGGCCUCCACCAUACCCAGUGCCCGGAGACGUUGUUCAUGUGAUAGACGUGGCAUGAUGCUGUUCACUGGACUAACAAUGGUGGCCUGUUUUGGGCCUUUAUAUAGGCUUUCAAAACCCAUUCUCAAAUUGUGCAGAUACUCACUGAGUAUUGCUUGGUGUGUAUUUGGUUCACUUUUGCAAAGUGACCAACCCAUGUGCAAUGAAUCAUGACAAAAUGACAACUCAUCAUUAUCUCAACUACCAGGGCACUAGAUCAUCAGUAAAUCCACAAUGAAUAAUUACAACCCCCCUACAAGUAGAAUUCUGCGUACAUUUCUACCUCAAAGUUUCUAUUGACUGUCAGUAUACAUUGUGGCGCUACAAAAAUACAAAACAUGGAAUAAACAGACCCUGUGAACACGUAGUACAAAGACCACUGAAGGCAAGCGUGUCUGUGUUGAUUGCAAUCCUGCACUCUGCAUAGGCGGAGCGCUAUGUUAAUGGAUAUCAACGAACAACCAUAAGUCUACUUCAGCAGUCUCAUACUGAACCUCGAGAUCCCCGCGAGCCACACAUUGAACAGCACAGAGUCAAAUCAAAGCAACAUCUUAGUAGUUUGUUCUGUAAGUUUCCUGCUGCUCUCAGAAUCACCUACCAACACACAAACACAAAACCAGCCAGUUAUGGUAAGUGAUGUGUUCAUUAUUGAUUUAAAGAGCACUGCGACUCAUCUCUCUUUCAUUGAACAUGUGCAUCGGGUCUAGAAUUACUUCAUGUUUAUCAUCACCAGUGCACCAAUAGAUCCUGGGUAGGCAAUCUUUUCCUCUUAAAGCUUGAUGUUGUGAAUUAAAAUGUUGAGAUCUGCUGUUUUAGGGACACAAGACCAUUUUUUAAGCAAUGGCUGUUUAGUUCCUCACAGUAAAGAAGUGCUUCCAAUGAUUUUCUUGGUAUGAAGUCAUGCAUUUUUCUCCAAAAGUCUCUACUGGUCCUGUAGCAGAAACAAAACUACUUUUCUCAUUAUUUAUGAUAAAUCUUCAACAUCUUGUGGAUAUUAUUACUCCAUCUUUAUAUGCACAUGACAUUUCAUUUUUUUUGGUUUUGGUCAUGUGAACACUCUGAAAAUAAUUCAUUUAUAAAUACUGUGUAAAUAUGUUUAUUUAAUUGAAUUCACUAUAUAUUUUAUUUAAAUAAGGGCUGUAUGAAGCGAGUAAUUUAGGAGCACUUAUAUUUGCUGUCAGAUUUUAACAAUUUAUAUUAUUUCAUAUUGAUGAAAGAUGCAUAGAGAAGUGAAUAGUAGCUCAGUUGUGCAGUAGAGAAGUUUAAAGUCGGUUUACUGUCCUGUAUGUCACUUUAUCACACCGUGUUUUCACAUCAGUAGCAAAACACAGAGGCACAAAUGAACUCCAGAGUAGGACAAAGCAGUUGUAAAGCAGACAGGUUGUGUAAACCACUAAAAAGUUUUCUGCUGUGUAGCUACACGAUACUGACUGAUAUGAGACGCUGUGCAAAGGCAGUAGAGCAGAAUAUGAGCUCGGUUUGCAGUGAAGGAUUUGUGAGCAUGUUUUAAAGUGGAGUUUUGGUGCUGUGUGAAGAUAAAGAACUGUUAGGCUGCAAUAGAAAUAGUUUGUUUACAUCACUUUGAACUACUGCAGAGUAAUGAAUAUAUGAGAACAGAGCCAUGUUAAAUGUAUAAAUGCAACUAUGAUUGAAAGUAUUGGUGUGAAAUACAGUAUGUAGCAAAAAUGUGUAUAUACUGUAUGUACUUGUACUUCUUACUACAACAAAACAACUACUUUAUACCCAAAAUGUUGUAGAGAUGUUCUUUACAAAAGAUUGUUUAGUAACUGAUGCCACUUUUGAAGAUGAAAUAUUAAAGAUUGUAAAAUUAAAUAAGGCUUUGGUUGGACUUUUAA
This is a messenger RNA of Acanthochromis polyacanthus (spiny chromis), 9757 nucleotides long. RefSeq names its product shisa family member 8b (gene shisa8b). The record is from RefSeq and is a predicted model, not a curated record. NCBI's taxonomy places the organism in Eukaryota, Metazoa, Chordata, Actinopteri, Pomacentridae. The transcript has 5 exons. Gene Ontology annotation, cellular component: AMPA glutamate receptor complex; postsynaptic density; dendritic spine membrane. Bases 807 to 2210 code for a protein of 467 amino acids. Gene Ontology annotation, biological process: regulation of AMPA receptor activity; regulation of short-term neuronal synaptic plasticity.